This is a messenger RNA of Penicillium longicatenatum, 1566 nucleotides long. RefSeq names its product M14 family metallopeptidase. The transcript is spliced from 2 exons. Gene Ontology annotation, biological process: proteolysis. NCBI's taxonomy places the organism in Eukaryota, Fungi, Ascomycota, Eurotiomycetes, Eurotiales, Aspergillaceae. The record is from RefSeq and is a predicted model, not a curated record. Gene Ontology annotation, molecular function: zinc ion binding; metallocarboxypeptidase activity. Bases 1 to 1566 code for a protein of 521 amino acids.
AUGCGUCUCCUACCAGCGCUUCUGCUCUAUGGGGCCUUGAUUCCCUCCGUUUCCGCCAUCCCCGCGGCCUCCAGUAUCGUGCCACCUCCCCAACCCCAACCCGCCCUUACGUAUGCCUCCGAGCCACGCCCAUGGACCCGAUUCCGAGACUGGGUCAUCGAAUCUGUCUGGAGAACCGGUCGCUGUUCCUCUCACAAACACACCGGCCCACCACUCAAUGUACGAGAACGCUAUGAGACUGACGUCGUUCUCCGAUUUCACUUGCGUCAUCCGGGGGAGGCAGAGGCGUUGGCCUCGGCAUCACAGGCACUAAUCCUAGACGUCUGGGCUAUCACGGCGGAAUAUGUCGAUAUUCGCCUGACAGAUGACAUGAUUCCCUCCUUACUCGACUUGCUGCCCCCCUCGCUCCGCACGGCCCACACCCCGCUCAUGGAUGAUCUGGUAGAUAUGAUCUACAGUACAUAUCCGAGACACCAUCCUGAGAGCUGGAAAAGUGGAUAUGGGUUUGCGGGGGAUGGCCGAGUAUCUACGGUUGACGAUGUCUUCUUCCGCGACUACCAGCCGCUUACGGUUAUCGAGCAAUGGAUGAAAUUAAUGGCAACGAUGUUUCCGUCGCAUGUUCAAUUCACCAGCAUCGGACUGUCGUAUGAGAACCGUGAAAUACCAGCCCUGCGACUAGGCGCUUCAAAUUCAAAUUUCAGAGCAGCAGGACCACGAAAGACGAUCGUGAUUGUCGGUGGCCUACAUGCUCGUGAAUGGAUCAGCACAUCAACCGUGACCUAUAUUGCACACAGCCUCAUAACUCAGUAUGGCGAGUCCAACUCCGUCACGCAACUCUUGAAUGAAUAUGACUGGGUUCUAGUCCCAACACUCAAUCCCGACGGAUACGUCUAUACAUGGGAGUCGGACCGUCUAUGGCGGAAGAACAGGCAACCAACCGGUCUUCCAUUCUGUCCCGGGGUUGACUUGGACCGAGCCUGGGACUUUGAGUGGGAUGGGGAAUCAACACGGUCCAACCCAUGCAACGAGAAUUACGCUGGCUCAGAGCCUUUCGAGGCUCUCGAAUCGCAUCGACUCGCCGAGUGGGCAAAGAAUGAGACCUCCAGUGGUCGUGCGAAUAUUGUGGGCUUCUUAGAUUUGCACUCCUAUUCACAGCAGAUUCUCUAUCCUUAUUCUUACACGUGCUCUUCUGUGCCUCCAACCCUCGAAAGCCUCGAGGAACUAGCCUUGGGUCUGGCGAAGGCCAUUCGACACUCAUCUGGGGAACCAUAUGAUGUGACGUCCGCCUGCGAGGGCAUCCUGACCUCAGGUUCGGCUGACUUCAUUACCUCGGGUGGCAGCGCCUUGGACUGGUUUUAUCACGAACUCCAUGCCACGUACUCGUAUCAGAUCAAACUGCGAGACCGUGGUAGCUACGGGUUCUUGCUUCCAUCUGAACACAUUGUUCCCACUGGCGAGGAGAUCUUCCACGCUGUGUUGGCACUUGGCAGAUUCAUCAAGAACGGGGCCAUCUUUUCUUCCACUGACUUCGACUUUUUGACCACUGAUCAACAGCCACUGGCUUGA